Molecule: messenger RNA, 3650 nt
Organism: Oppiella nova
Lineage: Eukaryota; Metazoa; Arthropoda; Arachnida; Sarcoptiformes; Oppiidae
Source: the annotation of a GenBank genome assembly
AUGAGUGCUAGCUAUACAUCGGUUCAGUGUUCAGUACCGGAGGACCCCCUCAAUGGCCGAGCCCUGUACACGUCGGUGAGCUACGACUCGGUGGUGAGGUAUGAGUGCAAAUACGGCUUCAAACUGCACGGCCCGGUCAACAGGACGUGCGCCAGUAAUAAACACUGGAGUGAUGAACAGCCCAAAUGUCAGGAAAUAGAUUGCGGUUCACCGGGUAUUAUACACAACGGGUAUCUGGAAGUGAGGCGAACCAUAUUGGGCUCAACCGUCUAUUUCAAGUGUUUCGAUGGCAUGACCUUUCAAGGGGACAGUAAUUCAACCACUUGUUUGGACACUGGCAACUGGUCCAACCCUUUACCCAAUUGUUAUGCUCCCUGUCUGGUGCCGGAAGUGGACAACGGAAGAGUCAAUCUGUUUCCGGUCAAUCAGAUGGUAUCUCACGGACAGGUAAUCAAAGUUGACUGCAAACCACAGUACGAACUCCACUACAACACCACUGAAGCCAUUUGUAAUAACAGCUCCUGGACUCAUGUGCCUCAAUGUGUUCCCGCCAGGUGCAAAAUAAUGCCUGAGAAGCCUAAAAAUGGUUUAGUGAUCGCACCGAAAACAGAUCACGGGAUGAAAGCCUUAUACCGUUGUAGAGAUGGAUUUACUUUGGAAGGGCCUAACCUUACAGAAUGCAAUUUUGGAAAAUGGACCGGGAUCACUCCCAAAUGUGUCGAAGUCUACUGUCCAUUUCCUGGGUUUGUGGAGAACGGAAAGGUAUUACUUGUGGGUCAUAUGGGAAUGUAUGACUACAGGCCUUACGUCAAGAAAGUGACAAACAAUAAACAAAUACUGUUUGAAUGCGAGCGCGGCUACCACUUAAUUAACGGACCUCCCGGUGCCACGUGUGUGGACGGCCAGUGGUCUCCUCAAGACUUACCGCAAUGUAUCCGCGGAUCGCAUCCGAAGAUGCGUUGGUUGCGGACCUCUGACAACAAACGGCGCCGCAGAUGGAUAUUACGGGAAAUGAAUUAUGGAUCCAAUGCUCACCGGAGGAGAUCCAGACCUCGAAGGCAUCAGAAGUUUAAAGCUUCGUGUAAACCACUGAAAGAAAAUCAAUGGAUGAAGAUAUCGGUGGUUAAGUUUGGAGUGGGAAAUGAGUCGUUCCCACAUGGCACACGAGUCAGGAACUACUGCUCCAACGGCUACCUGUCCAACAUCGGUAACCUAACGGCUAAGUGCGCCAAAGGUGUUUGGAAACCUCGUGAACCAGACUGUCAUAUCGCCCCGUGUCUGACGCCAUACGCAGUCAAUGGCUAUUACUAUCACCGAAAUACUCAGCUAACAAUCGCCCAUAAGAUAUCUCACGGGGACGCCAUUCGCUUGGGCUGUAUGUCUGGCCACCAACUACAGGGCGCGCCGACUAUGCGGUGCUGGUAUGGCGAGUGGACGGGCCCACAGCCCCAGUGCAUAGCAGCGCCCUGUUCUCUGCCCAGCAUAAGGAACGGCUACUAUUCCGGUGGCUAUCGCGCGGGUCUCACCAUAUCUCACGGCUCUGUACUCGAGUUUCACUGCAAACCCAAUUACGUGAAGGGAGUACAGGAGCCGCCCCGUUGUUUCGAGGGCCGACUCAUGCCCGAACCGCCCCAUUGUAUUGAACACGACUUAGUCAUGAAUGUUCACAACACUAAGGCCAUCAAUGCUGACGAGUCGGUAAUAGAUGUGCCAAAAGCACAGUCCGUCGACCCGACCAUUGUCUACAACACGAGUACGUCGACUGAGAUGCUGUGGUGCGAACCGCCCGACAAAUUGCAAAACGUUUUGAAAUACGAGUCGAGUUUUAAUAGAAAUCAUUUGCCGCUCAUAAGUAUCGCACAAAUCAACUCAAAUGAACACAACCUUACAUCAGACCCAUUGACCACAAGUACAGGCGCUUCCACUACCACCACCACAACCACCACUACUACACUCACUUCCACCGCAUUGUAUAAUAAACUCAUCGAAAUGACCACAACUUAUUUGAGUGACAUUUUAAACAUAACUGAUUUAUACGAGUCGUUGAACGAGACAUUGAGUGCCAAUACGAGCGCCGACACCACGGAGUCGGCCACACAGUCACAGGAGAAGUCAUAUCAUCCGCACGGCACGGAAAUUGUGUUCAAAUGUUUGCCCGCAAUGAAUGGCGCGAGGAAUACCUGGACCAUCACUUGCGAGGAUGGGGGUUGGAUAGGGAGGGCAUCCAAAUGCGAAGAGGAUUUAGAGGCUCUCAGACUCCGUGAGAAUAAUAGCUGUGUUUACAUGAACUCAGACCCCAAUGUCUGGGCAUUUAUUGGCGACAACCGGAUCAAUGAGUACGAAGAGCUUCCCGCCGGAACUCAACUGAUUAUUCGGUGCAAAGAUAUCGGCAAAUAUAACCUCAUUGGCAGUAAAACCCGUAAAUGUGUUUAUGGGGAAUGGGAUGGAGAAAGACCCCAAUGUUUUGGUCUCUCACAGGAGAAUGAUUACGCGCUGGAAAAGCCGCCCACCAUACUAUUUCGACACCAAUUGGGACCAAUAGCUCAGAGUGUGGAUGGAAAGUUGAUUGUUUACCCUGGUACUAUUUUACAUUUAGAGUGCUUAUGGAAACGCAAAUUUGGUGCACCUGUCUGGGAAUGGAGUCAUUCAUUUAGGAAAUAUAAUCAAGAUUGGACCACAGAAUCGGGUCGUGAUUCGGGUCUGGAGUUCCGUUUGAGUAUAUUUCACACACAGAAAGAGGACUCAGGACUAUAUACCUGUCGGACCCCUAACUUCCACAGACAUUCCGUUGAGAUAAUAGUUAAACCGGUUCACUGUCAACAGCUCGUAGAGAAUGAAGGCCUCAAAAUAAUAAGCCCUUCCUCUAAGAUGAACGCAAAGGCAUUGUUCACGUGUCGGCCCGGUAUGAGACUUAAUGGCAGUGAUAGUGCCGAAUGUCUUCCAUCUGGUAAUUGGUCUUCAGAUGUGCCAAACUGUUUGAUAACGGAAUGUCCGGAUCUGAUGAAUACAACUGAAUCCGUAGUCAUUGAUAACGAGACGGACUCGAAGUCUGUGUUAAAAAUCUCAAUGAAUGGUAGAUAUGUUGGUGAUGUGACCACGUUUUCCUGUCCUAUCGGAUACGGUCUUAAAGGGAAGUCUGAGAUCACUUGUCUGGAGUCAGGCCACUGGUCGGCAGCAGUUCCUAUGUGUGAAGAAGUAUUUUGCGAAACACCUGCCAUACCAAAGCACGGAUACCUCCAGGGUGACAAAAUACAGCGAUUCCGGGGCGGGGAUAUCGUACAGUUUACAUGCGAUACGGGAUAUAUGCUAGAAGGCAACCCUAUUGUCAUUUGCCAGGAGAAUAGCCGUUGGUCUGGACCACCACCUAAUUGUGUGCCUGCGUGUACAUACCCGGGUACAACGCACGGGGGCAUCAUAUCGAUAGUGAAAUUUUUCUAUAGCGUCAACGAAACCGUACGGUUUGACUGCGCGGACGGCUAUGACAUGAAAGGCAAUAGCGUUUUGAAGUGUAUGGAAAGCGGCCGAUGGAGUAGUGCUGUCCCCGAGUGUAAUCUCUCGCGAAGGGGUUGACCUUAAUAUUGAAUUUCUAAACAAUUGUUUUUCUAAAAUAAAUUGAAUUGAAUUUCUAAAUGAAAUAUUUAAUGAGCGGC